AUGAGAUGCACCAGAGGAGAAGCUGGGGCCCCCUCAGCUCUGGCCACCAAGACUGGGCCCCUGGGUCUGUCUCCCAAAAAGGUUGGUGACAACAUUGCCAAAGUUACCGGUGACUGGAAGGGUCUGAGGAUCACCGUGAAGCUGACAAUCCACAACAGGCAGGCAGCGAUUGAGGUUGUGCCCUCUGCAUCGGCACUCAUCAUCAAAGCUCUGAAGGAGCCCCCCCCAUGACAGGAAGACGGUCAAGAACAUCAAGCACAGUGGAAGUGUGACUUUUGAUGACAUUUUGGGCAUUGCCCGCGUCAUGAGGCCUCGCUCCAUCGGAAGAGAGCUGUCCGGAACCAUCAAGGAGAUUCUGGGCACAGCUCAGUCUGUUGGUUGCUCCAUUGAUGGUCGUCCU
Molecule: messenger RNA, 400 nt
Organism: Dunckerocampus dactyliophorus (ringed pipefish)
Lineage: Eukaryota; Metazoa; Chordata; Actinopteri; Syngnathiformes; Syngnathidae
Product: 60S ribosomal protein L12-like
Exons: 1
Coding region: 1-231 (76 amino acids)
Biological process (GO): translation
Cellular component (GO): ribosome; cytosolic large ribosomal subunit
Molecular function (GO): structural constituent of ribosome; large ribosomal subunit rRNA binding
Source: RefSeq, a predicted model, not a curated record